Messenger RNA from Pseudomyrmex gracilis, 1295 nucleotides. Its product is annotated as dynein heavy chain 12, axonemal-like. The record is from RefSeq and is a predicted model, not a curated record. Gene Ontology annotation, molecular function: minus-end-directed microtubule motor activity; dynein intermediate chain binding; dynein light intermediate chain binding. The coding region runs from base 554 to 1288 and encodes 244 amino acids. NCBI's taxonomy places the organism in Eukaryota, Metazoa, Arthropoda, Insecta, Hymenoptera, Formicidae. Gene Ontology annotation, biological process: microtubule-based movement. The transcript has 4 exons. Gene Ontology annotation, cellular component: dynein complex.
UCUUUUUUAUUUGAAUAUUCCUAUUAACUAAGCAAGAACCAAUGCUAUAGUUAUAAAUAUGUUUUUUUUUUUCAUUUUAUCAAACAUCCUUCAGGAUCGAACGGUACGUAUAUCGAGAAGAACGACCGGUUCAACUUAUCGUUGAUAAUAAUUAAAGAGUUUUUAGACACAUGCAACUAUAGAUGAUGUAUUUUACAUAAUUAUUCUUUUUUUUUUAUUGCUCAUCCCUAGGAUCUUUGGCAAGCCAAGGUAUGCUCUACACAUUGUGUCUCCUUUUAUUCCGUCGAUCAAAGAUUUUCUAGGUGAACUCGACAAUUGAUCUUUCUCAAAUAUUCUGACCGGCACGAGAUUGUACAACAUCGGUUUAAGUGAGAAGAUAAUAUAAUAUGUUUCAUCGUAUUGUCUUUCUUAGGAAGCUGUUAAAACCGGUUUGAGACAAGCGUCUGACGACGAGGUGGUCGAUGAGGUCGCGGUAGAAAUUUUAGACAAGUUACCAAACGAAUACGAUCUGAUCACCGCACUCGCCAAGUAUCCCACGCUGUAUAGUCAAAGCAUGAACACCGUACUGGUGCAAGAAAUGGACAGAUUCAAUAAAUUAUUACGCUGCAUCAAGGAAAGUCUCAACAAUGUGCGAAAAGCUAUCAAAGGUCAGAUUAUUAUGUCCUACGAACUUGAAGACAUUUAUCAGGCAAUCUUGAAGAACAAGAUACCCGUUCUGUGGAAACAAAACUCUUAUCCGUCUCUGAAGCCUCUGGGAAGUUACAUCACCGAUUUUCUACGACGUUUGGCAUUUUUACAGAAAUGGUACGACGAGGGACAGCCCGUUACAUUUUGGAUGCCGGGAUUUUACUUCACGCAAGCAUUUUUGACCGGAACGCUGCAGAAUUACGCGCGAAAAUAUUCUAUCCCGAUAGAUCUCCUCACGUUCGACUUCGUGAUCCUAAAGGAGACCACUUUCGAAUCCGCGCCCGAGGACGGCGUUUACAUUUACGGAUUAUUUUUGGACGGCGCGAGGUUCGACAUGAAGAACAUGUGCGUGGAAGAAAGCUUUCCUAAAGUGCUUUACGACAACAUGCCUUUUAUGUGGCUGAUACCGAUGAAGAGGCAGGAUAUUGAGGAAAGAAGAACAUACACCUGUCCGGUUUACAGGACCAGCGAACGUCGUGGGGUGUUGUCAACCACCGGUCACUCUACGAACUUCGUCAUCGGCAUGACGUUGCCUACGGUGAAACCGCCCGAGCACUGGAUCAUAAGAGGAGUAGCUAUGCUCUGUGCGCUCAGUGAAUAAAAACAAA